This is a messenger RNA of Protomyces lactucae-debilis, 1087 nucleotides long. RefSeq lists its product as uncharacterized. The record is from RefSeq and is a predicted model, not a curated record. The coding region runs from base 270 to 869 and encodes 199 amino acids. NCBI's taxonomy places the organism in Eukaryota, Fungi, Ascomycota, Taphrinomycetes, Taphrinales, Protomycetaceae. The transcript is spliced from 2 exons.
GCUGUUGCAAAUUGCAGGCGCGUGUUGGCCCCUGAGUUGCCCUUCUUUGACCAGUCAGAUAUGCAACACGUGGUGUAAUGCACUGUUUGCGCAAUUUCGACUCAAUAUUGUUAUGCCACGAAAUUUGACGACGACAGGAACCAUAUGGUGUGGUAGGGAGACAAAUUUUCCACUUGUCAGUCUAAAAAGCAACGACCUGCCGAUUUUCAUGACUUUGCGUCGAACAACCCUUCGGCACCGAGCUCGCAUAGCCCUCACCUCUUGAUAGCAUGGUGAAGCGCGUCGUUGCCAGCCUCUAUCUCAUCUUGCUUGGAACAGCGGCUAUUGCAGGGCGCAAAGACCAAGACCAUUCCGACUGCCAACAGCUUCUUGUGAGGAACGUUCACCUCGUUCACGUCGAUCAAUCUGGGAAUGACGAAAUUGCCUGUGCAAGGGGCCUUCUAUGCAGAGGCAAAGGCCAUGAAAAGGCUUAUGCUAGGACGCCCAUCAUCCCCUUAUGGGACAGGGUCACGAAGCACACAGAAGUUUGCCUGGCAAAUGACGGAGCCUGCGCGUUGUACACAAACUUCACUUUAGGAUACAUGGCCAGCAUCUAUGGCUGCAUGUGCCAAGAGUUUGUUCUGCUGCCAAGAGUGUACAAGACCAAGAUUUAUGAUUGGAACGACAUCUUACAGGACUGCCCACUUGUUAACAUCACUCAACGAUUCCAAGAACGCGGCUUGCCUAAGCCAGAGGUUUACAGGGAUCAUGUGAGCUGUUACGCCCCACCUGACAACGACAACGAGACAUGCACUUGCAAUCACCUUGAAGGUGGUGUCCCAACUACUGUUCAUGGCAACCCAUGCUCAAACAUUUGGAACAUUGUCUAACCGUUGUGAAACAACGAGAUUCGUCCUUUAGUCAUCUGCAUUCAUAUCAAAGUCAAGACUUUAAACUUCUGUCACAGCAUGCCUAUGUGUGCAGAAGUAUGUUCAAUCUGACUCGAGCGAGUCGGUCGGUCAAUCGUAUAAGACUAUCAAGGGAGUGAUGAUCAGUGGCUAAACAUCUAAGAGCAUCAAAGCAAACCAUCAUGCGAUGAACGAGAUCC